This is a messenger RNA of Gongylonema pulchrum, 567 nucleotides long. The record is from the annotation of a GenBank genome assembly. NCBI's taxonomy places the organism in Eukaryota, Metazoa, Nematoda, Chromadorea, Rhabditida, Gongylonematidae.
AUGGUUGAGAGCAUUCGUGGAUCGUCGAAAAUCUUGCUUUCGGCAGCAACCACUUUGUUGAGCAGAUGCGCGCAGCGAGCGACAGCUGCAACAAAAGCAGCACACGAAGUUCCACAGUUGAGACCGCUGUAUUUGGAUGUGCAGGCCACUUCUCCAAUGGAUCCACGCGUUGUCGAUGCAAUGAUGCCAUAUAUGAUUAGUGCUUACGGGAAUCCACACAGCAGAACACAUUUUUACGGUUGGGAAGCGGAGGAAGCAGUUGAGAAAGCGCGUACACAGGUGGCGAAUUUAAUUGGCGCAGAUUCACGUGAGAUUGUUUUCACGUCCGGUGCAACGGAAUCAAAUAAUACUGCCAUCAAGGGAGUGACAAAUUUUUACAAAGACACUGGUAAAGACCACGUAAUCACUGUGCAAACGGAACAUAAAUGUGUGUUGGAUUCUUGUCGUUAUCUCUCAACAAAAGGCUUCAAAGUAACCUAUUUACCGGUGCAGAACAAUGGAAUUAUCAGUCUGGAGGUCUGCGAUUCUUGUUAUAUCAAGGCAUUUGUAGAAUGCAUUCGUAAGUGA